Molecule: messenger RNA, 3204 nt
Organism: Malaya genurostris
Lineage: Eukaryota; Metazoa; Arthropoda; Insecta; Diptera; Culicidae
Exons: 7
Coding region: 45-2954 (969 amino acids)
Source: RefSeq, a predicted model, not a curated record
UGGAAAUUGAAACUACCGAAUUCAAAACUGCGCUAUAAUUUAACAUGAACGGAAAAAACGGAACAUCCUUGCGACAUUCUUCCAAUUAUUCCACUUCUAGCAAAAAAUCAGUUAUUCAGGGCACAAAAAAUUUCGUUUGGGAUCGAGAAGACCUAUCAUCCAAUUUACCAUACAAAGAUCGCAACUACGAGAUUCCUUUCAAUCCACCUCCGAAUGAGGUCAAUUUUUUGGGCGGAUUGGGUAGUAAGAAGGCCCACUAUCGUUCCAAGGUUCACCCGCAGAGAUUUUCGACCGUCCAGAAGCUUAUGAAGAUGCGUACGUCCAAUCGAGUGCUGGAAACACUAACGGAGGAUUUGCGGCAGGUGAAUCAAUGUCGGCGUGGCGCCGAAGCCCAAACGCAGUACCGGAAUGUCGGGGCAUUCAUCAAAAAGAUGACCGAUGAAUUGCAGAUGGCUGGAAAUGUCGAAAAAUCAACGCCAUCCGAACAGUCCGAAGCGCAGUGCCAGAUGAAUAGUAGAGUGAACCUGUCUGAUGAUGAUUACAAGAACAUGAUUAGGAAAUUGGACACAAUGUUAUUGGAGGAACAGCGUCCUAGUGCGGCGCAGGGAACCUCUUUCCGGGAUUGGGCCACACGAGAGAGGUACAAUUAUAAAAAUAAAAGCAGUUUUGACAUCAUAAAACGAGAGAAAGAUUUGAUCGAGUCGGAGUUGGGCUCGUCGGUAGACACAAAGCCUCACGAUUACAUCUCUAACGAUGGAAAAAGGAUCACAAAAUUAUGCAAAACUACAAAGAUUCCACACGUUGAAGGCCACAUGUAUGGGCCGUUCACGAAACUGCCGCGUCUAGAUCCACUUCUCGAGAAUGAAACAAAGUUUGGAAUUCCCCUGAGUCUGCUUGUUAGAUCCUAUCGUGAAAUGGACUCAGCAAAGGAAGGGGAACGGAAUCUCAUUAAUACGAGAUUGGCACAUAUGCGGAUACCUCUUUGUCCCAAGAGCAGCGAUGAAUCGUCGGAUGACGAUGACAAAAUGGAGGAAGUUAAAAUACUUUCGUUUCUGAGAACUCCUUAUUUUCGCAUUCCUACCGUUCGAACCCAACGAAAGCGCCGGAAGGACCGGCUCCGGAGUCGUUGGCUGAAAAAAGAUCGACUCAAACGGAUCACCAUGCUACUGUACGAUCGUUCAGAGGAAAAUCUGAAAGUCAAGAAACCAGGUGGACGUCCAAAGCACAGUUCGGAUUUGGAAUGCAGCGAAUCUUCGAAAGAGUAUAUAAAAUCUCCUCUCAAAAAAGCGGAAAAACAGCAGCAGAUAUCGGAGAAACGAAAACGUUAUCACGAGUUCAUUAAGCAAAAGUCCCUCGAAUAUCGCAAGCUAUACGAUGAGUGUUUGCAGAAAAAGUUAACAUCAUUUCAGGAUUUUAAGAAAUUUCAGCCUUCUAGCGAAGAUCAGGGCACAUCCAGAUCGAAAUCAAAACUACCCAAGCUACCGCUAUCGGAUGAACCGAAACAAGCUCUCGAAAAGGCAGUUCUAAAACUUCCCUUCAACAGGUUCAAAAGUCUAUCCAGAAGCGAUGGAUUGCUUGGAUCAUUCUACAUCGAUCCGGAUUUUCAGGAUAAAGCCAAGGAUUUGAAAAGAUACAAAACCACGUCAAAAUACUACACGAGCCUAAUGCGAGAACGCACCAACAUACGCGAUCGAUUGCAGGUGAACGCACCGGAUUUCGACGAAGAGCAGCUCGGAUUUAAGACGAAAUUUUUCAACCGAUUGGCCACCGAAUGGGACAACUACUACAUUCACGAGCUUCGCUAUCGGCCACGGGUGCGGAAAUUUUGCCCCAAAACUGACAUCCUGAACAUACGCGAUCAACGGCGCAAAAAGUUCCUCCAGUACUACAUAGCCGAGAAUCUGCUGAAGAUUCGCGAGAGGCAGUUGCUGGAGAAAAAAUUCGCCAAAUGGAUCAAGGAUUUUUGCAAAGAAACAACACCACUGUUCAAAACGUGGCGUAACGAUGCCUACGAUAAGGUUUUGGAAGCAUCCGAUCGGGCCAAAGAGGCUCAACAGGAAACCCGGAGAUUGAAGAACAUACUGCAGGAUAGACAAAACCAGGUCGAUUCAUUAACGGAGGAAAUUCUUCGGUUGGAAGAACGGUGGACGAAGAUUAUGUACAUGAGGAACUACUAUUACCUACUGAUGGAUCCCCAAUGGAGAUUUGAAAAUGAUCAUCUUCACAGAACUCCGGAGGGUUCUCUUUAUAGUGUUUCAGAUAGCAUACAAAAUUGCAAAACUCUUUUCAUUCGCACAGAAGGACAAAACAUCGGAGUGGAAAUUGCCAAUUUCUAUACUGAACAGAUCUUUCCUAAAUUGGAGAAUCAACCAAAUUGUGAACCGAACCAGGAGCUACUUCUGAAAGGACUGGACCAAAUCAAUCAUCGAACGAUCGAUUUAAUUUCGAAAUAUAACAAUAAACUUAUGACUUUCACUUACAUCAACUACCACUACAAGGAAGUACUGGACGAAUUUCCAAGAUAUUUCAGUAAUCAUAACUACAUGCUGGAACUGUACAACAAGAAAAUUGAAACUGUUCAGCGGAAAAAGGAAUCUAUGAAGGAACAAAUGAAUCAGUUGCUUGAUCAACCACUAAGAAAAUGUGUUAGCAACAAAACCAUGAGAGCAACGUCAACUAUUAUUGGUCAGUUGUACGAUUUUAUUCGCGCAUCCAAAAACCUCGGAAAGGAAAUUGUCGUAAUCAGUGACAUGGAGAAGUUAUCGGCGAUUCAUCAGCAUAUAAUGGAUCUGCUGUCCGAUCUGGACAAACUUCCGCUCCAUAUUUUGAAGGAGGCAGAAGAGGAAACCCGAAGGAACCGAAAACGAGAGCUAAAGCAAGCCAACGAAGCGUUCAAACGAAAGGAGGUAUUCGACUUGCUGCGCAAACAACUGAGGAUGCACGUGAAAAAGUAAUCUUAUUUGAGAAGUCGUCCUUGCAUACAGAUAUUUUUUUCUUUUUGUACUGAUGACUGUCCAUGUGUUUCAAUUGUUCUAGAUCUCUCUAAACAGAUUUCAAAUUUUGGCAAUACAAUAAGAAUUCGAAACGUUUAUCGUUUAUUAUGUCAGAUUUAUAAAAGCAUAUUAGACAAUGUAAUAAAAUUUAAAUUAUCACUAAAUUUAUUACUGAUCAGUACUCACGUGAUGUCAGUUACGACUCCUACAU